Molecule: messenger RNA, 2621 nt
Organism: Phascolarctos cinereus (koala)
Lineage: Eukaryota; Metazoa; Chordata; Mammalia; Diprotodontia; Phascolarctidae
Source: RefSeq, a predicted model, not a curated record
CUAUAUAUUUGUGAAAUCAGUUUGAUAUAUUAGACUUGUGUUUAGGCUUUUCCCACUUAGACUCUAUUGUAGUUCUAAUAGCCCAUGAUCAGAGAUGCCAGGCUGAGAGUUUAACUGAACUCAAUUCAACAAACAUCCAUUAAAGACCAACUAUAUGCCAGGCUUGGGGAGGAAACAAAAGGACAAAACCAAAGCAGCCCAUGACCUCAAGAAGCUUGCAGUCAAAUAGAGGGAAAGCCACGCACACAAUUGUCAUAUAAGGAAGAGUGAAACAAAUGCAAAAGAGUGAUCCACAUAAAUGUUAGUAUAAGUUUGAGGAAAGAAAUAUGAUUUUUUCUUAUGGAGUGGGAAGAGGCAGGCUUCGUGGAAUAAGUGAUAUUGGCAUUAGACAUUGAAUAAAGAGGCAGAUAGUAUGAGGUUGUAGGUGGGGCCCACCUAUGGAGAAUGGGAUGAAAGGGGACAAAAUCAGAGUAGGGGGGUAGAGAGUAGUCCACUUUGCCUAGCAAAUGGUGCAUAUAAAAGGGAUAAGAUUGGAAAGCUAACUUGGAGCCAUGAUGGGAAGUCCCUUCCUAAGGCAUUCAGCUGGGACUCAGAAUUUAGCAUUUACUUUUUUAGACACUCAGAAGGGAACUUAGAGAUCAUUUCAGAAUUGAUGAAAUAAAGCCCAGAUAGGUAAAAUUCCACUAAGGAGGCGUUUGUUCUGGCAUUUGCAACUUCUUAUAUAAGAUAUAAAAUGUUUGAUUAUCAUUUAAUGCCAGUGAUUCCCAGAACGAUACAAGAGAUCCUAUUCAGUGCAAUUUUAAGCUUUAAUAACCACUAAAACUUGUGAGAUCUCUGUGUAUCCAGCCCUCCAUCUCUCUUCUGAGCUCCAAUCCCCUAUCUCCAACUGCCUAUUAGACAUUUAGAACUGAAUGCCCCACAGUCAUUUCAAAUUAAGUAUGUCUAAAGCAGGCUUGCCAGAUAGUAAGUAUGGGAGGCUUGAUUCAAACUCAAGGUAUUCAUGACCCCUGGCCUGGUAAUCCAUCCCAACGUCUCUCAUAUAUGCCUCCUUCUUCUCAUUCACAAAAUCACCACUCAAUUCAGGUUGGCAUCAUCUCCAGUUGGACUACUGCUAUAGCACUGAUCUUUUUUGCUUUAAAUCUCUCUCCACUCAGAUGCCAAUAGGAUCUUCCUAAAAGCUCAUGUCUGUCCAUGUUACUCAAUAAACGCUACUGGCUUCCUAUUACCUCCAGGAUCAAAUAUAAAUCCUUGAUUUGGCAUUUAAAGCUCUUCACAGCUUGGCCUUUUCCUACCUUCCCAGUGUUAUGACAUGUUACUGCCUGCUACAUAUUCUGUAAUCCAAUAUACUGGCUUACUUACUGUUUCUUUCUUUUUUUUUUUUACAAUGUUAAAAAAAAAAACUUAUAUAGCCUGACAAAAACUUAAAAUCAUACAAAUGAGUCCUAAAUGCUUGCUCGCACCUCAAUAGUCAUAGGAUGUCUCAGCUGUCAGAGACCUUAGACUUUAUCUGAGCUAGUGCCUCAUUUUACAGAAGAGGCAAGUGAGAUUCCAAAAUAUUGAAGCAGCCCUGAUUAUAAUGCUUGGCCGCAACUUCUUGCCUUCCAAUCCCGUGUUUUUUACACCAAGCUGCCAUGUGAGUUCUAUAUGGUUUUUAUGUUCUAGUUAAACACUGCAUCACAAAAACAAGAGACCUUUUUACUUGCAGCAAACACUCCAUCUGCCAUCUGUAUGCAUUUGUACUGGCUGUCCUGCCCACGCCUGGGGGACUCUCCCUUGGGACCUCCACUUGUUAGUGUUCCUUGCUUCCUUCAAGUGUCAACUCAAAUCCUCCUUUCUGCAAGAAGCCUUGGCAAGUCCCCUUAGCUGCUUCCUCAUUGAGAUUUUCUUCCCUGUGUUCUGUAUAGACUGUAAAUGUACCUAGUAAUUUACAUGUUGUCUCCUCUAUUAGAAUGGGAACUCCUUGAGGGCAAGGAUGAUUUUUAUCCUUUGUUUGGACCCUCAGCACUUUGGACAGUGCCAGGUACCCAGAAGAAGCUCUGUCCCCAGCCCACACAGGGCCUCUCCCAUCUUGAACCUUCAGGAACCUGUCUACUCAAAUUCAUCUGCCCAAAUGGAACUGGUGCCAAUAUAUGGUAAUGUGAAUCCUGUAAUUAAGGACACAGUCUAUUCUGAGCUCUGGAGCACUGAGCAGGGAAAAACACGUAAAGCAAACAACACAAAGAACCCUCCCGAGGAGAAGGACUCCUCAACUGUCUAUGCUAAGGUGAAGAAAGAUCAACCUGGAGAUUCAGAAAAAGCCAAGGCUGAAGAUAGAAGUCAAGAUGGUGCCAGCAAUUAUGAAAAUGUGAAGUUCUCCUGACCCCUCAGUGACAACUGGACCCACACCCAACUUGUUCUUCCAUAUAGGUCCAUAAGGCAGUUCUUUCCCUAAGUUCAAAACUUCACCUUAAGCAUACACAAAAGUGAAGCCAUCUAAUUACUCAUUUAGGUUUUCAUUAUGAAAGGAAGUUGAGUCACCUACACUGGGCCUUUCCCUUCUGGCCCAGCACAUUCACCCAGGAAACCAAAUAACAAAACAAAAAGUUGUUUAAUAAAUGCAAAAAUAAAUCAGAGGAUCUGAA